UGUGUCACCUGCCUCCCGCCCAGGGGCAUUGCCCGGCGCUACCCUGCCCGUGUGCGUGUGGCAGUGGGACACUGGGGCCUGCUCCCCGGAGCCUUCAGAGCGAUCACGGACCUUACGAGCCCUAUGUUGCUGGACCCCCAGAACACAGAACAUGGCGGAUGGGGCACAGGCCAACCCCAAAGUGUUGAGGAAGAAGGUGCUGGUUAGGCACCCCUCCGGGUGGAGGGGCCCAAGUCUCAGGGCCUCUUUUCCUUGGAGAACCUCGAGGUCCAGCUUGGGUAUGAAGAAAUUCUUCACCAUGGUCGUCCUGGCCGGCAGCGUCCUGCCCGCAGCCCGCAGCAGCCUGCUUAACCUGAAGUCCAUGGUGGAAACCAUCACAGGGAGGAGUGCCAUCUUGUCCUUCGUGGGCUACGGCUGCUACUGUGGACUAGGAGGGCACGGGCUGCCCAUGGAUGAGGUGGACUGGUGCUGCCACGCCCAUGACUGCUGCUACCAGAAGCUCUUCGACCUGGGCUGCCACCCCUAUGUGGACCACUAUGAAUACACCAUCGAGAACAAUACUUCCAUCACCUGCAGUGAGCUCAACGAGACUGAGUGUGACAAGCAGACCUGUGAGUGUGACAAGAACGUGGUUCUGUGCCUCCGGAACCAGACGUACAAUGAGAAGCAUCGCAACUACCUCAACAUCUACUGUCAGGGCCCCACGCCCAACUGCAGCAUCUACGAGCCGCCCCUGGAGGAGGCGGCCUACAGGCACAUCUCCCCCACUCCCCCUGCACCUCCCUAGUGCCCCCCGGGGCUGACGGGCAAGAGGGAUGGAGGUUCUGGCUCUGGGGACCAGACAGGCAGACCAGGUGGAGAUGGGGGAAGACUGAGAGCCCAGGGCUUUCUGGCUGCUUCCUCCCUGGAACUCUCCAGGGGACCGGCCCCAGAGGACUCAGGGAAGCCUGGGUCCUGACUGUGGCUCCCAGGCCCCUCCAGCCCAGCACUGGGCGUGGCCAUGUCCUACCGCUGAUCCCAGACUUGGCAGGAAACAUGUAGCCUGUUGGGGUCUCUCUUGAGUGUGGAGGGCAAGGCCUGAGGAAAAGAGGUGGCUCCUCUGAGUGGUCUCUGCCACGGGCCCCAGCUUGACUUCCUCGGCUUGACUGUCAAGGUUAGAGACCAAGAUCCUGAGCUGCCAGUACAGCCCCAGAGCUUGAUGUGUCCUCAGACAGGUUCCCAGACAGACAGAGUGCUGGUCCCGAGGUUCUGGGGGCCUCUUGGCUGCCCCUAAGGGACAACCCUGGGCGCUCCUUGCUUUGAGGGCCUAGUGGCUCUCUAGAGCCCCCUUAAGGGCAGGGUGGCCCAUGAGUCCAGGCCCAGACAUCACAGGAGGGCCACAGGUCUAGUGUCUCAGCCACAAGGUCUGGCCUCAGAUCAGGCUCGGGGGCGCUGACGGAACCCCCAUGCCCAGUGGCACUCCCUUAGGUGCAUGGGGAUCAGGACGGGGCCACAAAUAUGUCUCCAGCACCCUCACGUCUCCCCCCACCUCCCUGCUAACCCGGCCCAGCCAUACGGCACUGCUCUGAGGUGCACCGGACCCCACCCCCGUGCCUCUCCUCCUGUAGCAGCUGGGCCGGUGGGUGGGAGGACCCCAGACCCCUCUCUCCCUGCCAGGGAGACGCAAGGCUGCACUCUGGUCUCAGAAGCCCUGUCAGUGGGGAGGAGGCCGAGGGCUGGGACCCACCUCCCUGAAGGGGAAACAAAGGCAGGAGAGUCCAGGUCCAGGCAGGAGGCUUGGAGAAGAUUCCAGAAGGCAGUGGGAGGGAACUGCAUGAGACAGAAGGGAGGGGAGACGGUGGGAGAGAAGUGGGACAAGGCGAGACGCCCAGACCAGAGGGGUCUCGGCAGGAGAAGUGGGGUGAAGGAGCCUUGGGGUGCAGGGGCCCCCUUGGGCCCAGGUUCCUGUUGAGGGUUGUGGGCAGAGAUGGAAGAGAGUCAGCCCCCGCGGGGCCAGCUUCCUGACUCUGUGCCAGCACUGCUCUCUCUCCAGGUGCACCUGCCCCUUUCCUGCCUUGCCUCGCCUCUCGACCUCAAGGUCAGCAGCCUCCAAGUAGCCAGCGUGCCCUGCCUCACCCCGAGGACAGACUGACACAGCGCUGAGACCCGCCCAGACACCAUCAGCCAUCAGGAAGCUUGGCCCGCCCUGCGAGGGGCCUGUAGAUCCACUGUCACUAGGGCCAGUCAUGAAAGGCAGAGGCAGCAGAGGAGUGGGGGUGGGGAGAGAACAUCUCCCCCCAGAAUAGCAGGACUGGGAAGAAGCCUCGCCUUGCUGCAGCUUCUAGAACGCUAGCCCUGGGGACUGAGGAUGAAUUUGGUGGUUGGAGUCAGCUGUUACUAUGCGUGAGAGAAAGCCCUUCCAACCGUUCACCUCCUUUUGGCCCUGGUGUGGUGGCUGUGGUCCCCAGUGUGUCUCAUCACUCAUAUCUUCUUUCUUUUUUUUUAAUGCUUUAUUUAUUUUUGAGAGAGAGACAGAGACAGAGACAGAGAGACAGAGUGCGAGCAGGGGAGGGGCAGAGAGAGAGGGAGACACAGAAUCCGAAGGAGGCUCCAUGCUCCGAGCUGUCAGCCCAGAGCCCGAUGAGGGGCUCGAACUCAUGAGUCGUGAGAUCAUGACCUGAGCCGAAGUUGGCCGUUUAACCGACUGAGCCACCCAGGCUCCCGCUGACAUCUUCUUCUACCCUGGCUAACUAACCUCUCCCGGCCAUCUUGGGCUGGUCCCUUAUCUCUGAGCUGAAGCCCCUCUAAGCCAGGGUGGAGCCAGGAUGGGGCAGCCACAGUCCACUAGAAGAUGGGGUCUGCAGAGGCCCCGGCCCCUCACCUGUGGGAGCCCAGGUUUGUGCCUGCGCCCCUCUACCUUGCACACACCUCCACUCCAGAGAGUCUGGGCCAGUGUGUUGGGAUGAGAUUCUGCGGCCGAGGAGUCUCGCCUCCCCCUGCCCCCCUCACCUUGCCCCAGCCUGUCCAAGAUGCUGCGACCCCAGAUGUCCUCCACAGGACUUGGCGCCCCAUCGUCAAUCUCAUAAAGGCCUCCUGCCUCA
Messenger RNA from Felis catus (domestic cat), 3080 nucleotides. It is a transcript of the gene PLA2G2F, whose product is annotated as phospholipase A2 group IIF. The coding region runs from base 152 to 787 and encodes 211 amino acids. Gene Ontology annotation, biological process: lipid catabolic process; arachidonate secretion; negative regulation of T cell proliferation. The transcript has 5 exons. The record is from RefSeq and is a predicted model, not a curated record. Lineage: Eukaryota; Metazoa; Chordata; Mammalia; Carnivora; Felidae. Gene Ontology annotation, molecular function: phospholipid binding; calcium ion binding.